AUGUCCUCGCCUACAAACUGUAGUUGGCCCGACUCCCUUUCUGACGGCAUUACAGCGUCCACAGAAGAGCUCAGCAAGGAUAAUGCAGUCCAUCACCUCGAAUAUGUCCCUCCUAUAGCCACUGUGAAGCUCAAAGCCUUCUCGGAGCCUUGGCCGGGCGAUAACCCCACAAGCUCUCGAGGAACAGAGUAUGUCGACGCCUAUCUGGCUUGGGCACGGCACGAUGGCCCAGCGCUGCAAGUGGUAGUACAAACCCAAGCUCGGGCGAGAAUUAUGAGGGCUCUCCCGAUGAUCCAAGCAACAGAUUGGACAGAGGCAGAGACUGAUCACUUGCUUUAUCUCAUCGACGAAGAAUAUUGGCGUCUCUGGCGUGAGUCCCUCGAUCACUCUUCAAACAAGCUCACCUCUUACUAA
Messenger RNA from Fusarium subglutinans, 414 nucleotides. RefSeq lists its product as uncharacterized. The transcript has a single exon. Bases 1 to 414 code for a protein of 137 amino acids. Lineage: Eukaryota; Fungi; Ascomycota; Sordariomycetes; Hypocreales; Nectriaceae. The record is from RefSeq and is a predicted model, not a curated record.